Athene cunicularia (burrowing owl) is the source of this 633-nucleotide messenger RNA. It is a transcript of the gene TMEM80, whose product is annotated as transmembrane protein 80. The transcript has 5 exons. The coding region runs from base 89 to 517 and encodes 142 amino acids. Gene Ontology annotation, biological process: non-motile cilium assembly. The record is from RefSeq and is a predicted model, not a curated record. Gene Ontology annotation, cellular component: ciliary transition zone. NCBI's taxonomy places the organism in Eukaryota, Metazoa, Chordata, Aves, Strigiformes, Strigidae.
CCGGCUCCGCCCAGGCGCGCGCGGACGAACGGUCGCGGCGCACAGCCUGCCGGGACGCUGGAGGACUCGGCGGGGGCGGGCCGCCAAGAUGGCGGGUAUGAGGCGAGGAAGAACUUCAUCAGUUCUGUCAUCUGUUCCUUUACAGUUACUAUUUUAUGUAAAUGGGAUUUAUUACAUCUUUUACUUCGCGGCAACUCUUGCAAUGAUUAUUUAUAAAAGUCAAGUUUUCAGUUAUCCAGAUGAUUUUUUGGCUCCAGAUCUUGCAUUGCUUUUCAUUAUGGCCAUUCUUGAAGUGCUCCGAUUAUACUUGGGUUCAAUGGGUAACCUGACAGAAGAAGAGGCUCCGUUAGGGCUCAGUCUUGUGAUCACGGUCGGAAGUGUGAUUCUGUCUGUGUAUUUCCUGUUGUGGCAAACCUACGUGCUGAAAGCAGACGUCAUUAUAAACGCUGUUCUCCUCUUUACAUAUGGGCUUGAGUCAGUACUAAAGGUCAUAGCCAUUGCUGCCUUUGUCAGAUAAACCCUAGCAGUUUUUCAGCAUGUUUUCAACACAUUUCUUCUACAAGAGUGGUUUUAUAUUUCAAAUAUUUAAUUCUUAUACAUACAAAAAUCCCCUAAAACUUUCCUGUGUUUAAA